Cryptococcus wingfieldii CBS 7118 is the source of this 279-nucleotide messenger RNA. RefSeq lists its product as hypothetical. The annotation marks the transcript as partial. The record is from RefSeq and is a predicted model, not a curated record. The transcript is spliced from 3 exons. Lineage: Eukaryota; Fungi; Basidiomycota; Tremellomycetes; Tremellales; Cryptococcaceae.
AUCUCGCUGCUCAGGAAACCUGUAGACAAAGCUGGGAGAGGUGACGAGCCUCUCGUCGACCCCCGUCCUCCUGUGGAUCCACAAGCUUUCUUGCCGGCACCCUCGCCAGGCGGAAGGCAGACGAGAUGCGGGCUUCUCAAAGGGCCAGUAGCACAAGGGACGAGGAAGAGUCAGACUCUGAGGAUCAGGCUGCAGAGGGUCCAGCUGCCAAGAGGGCUCGAAGCAGCCAAGGAGGGACAAGCGGGCAGGCAGGCAGGGGCGGGCGGGGAGGGCACGUAG